AUGAUACAAAUAUUGUUGACAUACACUUUGCAUAUAGAAAUUCAGAUUCCUUAGUUUGGCUUUGCUCACUCUCUAUUUUAUGCAUACUUAAUGUUUAAGAACUAAGAUCAAUUUUGGAUCCUAUUCCCAAAUUUACUAUUUAUUGGAUCAUAUUCCUUACUCAGAAUGUUCAAUCAUUUGGAUCAAGAAAUUAUCUGGACUGCAAUUCAUUAUGCAGCAGUCUAUAUCAUAUUAACAAUAAUGAAUUAUGAGACCUUUAAAUAAUAGUAAUCUCCAAAAUUAAUAGAGAUCUUUUAAAAUUCAGAAAGAUAUAAGUGGAAAGAAAUGAGUUAACACGAGCUCUUUUAAGAAAAUUAUACGAAGAAUCUAUGCUUUAAUUAGAUAAGGGAAGGUGUGAUCCUUUAUGAAUAGGGUUAUGAAUAAUAGCCAACUUUUGUGAAUAGAUCAGCUAAGUCGAUGUUUUAGAUUUCUGACGAAAACUAAAUUUAGACUGCUUAUUAAAACUACUACAAGAUUGAGAAACUCGAGGCGAAGAAAUCGAUACAAUCAAUAAAGAGUAUUGGAAUUGAUAUAUAAAAUUCUAUAAAGUAAUAUAGUGGAUCCUUGUCCUUUAAUUCAAAAAGUCAAUACAUUCCUUAAUAAGGGGUGAAAGAAGUAACUUUAUAAUAAGUGCUUGAUAAAAUUUGGAUUAAGUAAAAUAAGGAGAGCUAUCUAUUUUAUGUUUAGCAAUCUAAACAUCUAUCUUAAUCCUAAUAAGCUCCUAUACUUGAGGUGAGUGUUUACGUGAACUCUUAGGUUAAGAAAGUUAUGACUAUUAUUUGCAGAGAUCUAAGUUACAAGAAGUACAUUAAAUAAUUGCAAAGUCAUUAUAAUUAAAAAUCUAAAAUGAUUUCAUUUGUUUCUCAUGAAUUUAGAGCCCCUUUGGGUUGUAUGAUCACAAUGUUGGAACAUGUUGCAAAAGAAUAAAAUAAUUUAUAUAUUCAAAAUUCAAUCGAUAACUCAAGAUAUCUAUUAAAUCUGUGUAAUGAUUUAUUGGACUUGGCAUAGAUUCAAGCAAAUAAAUUUUAGUUAAAAAUGGAAAGGUUUAAUCUAAAAAUGCUAUGCCAAGAAUGUUUAUAAAUGUUUAAUCUCUAAGCUGAGAAAAAACAAUUAAAAUUAAUGUUAUAGUAUCAGUCUGUUUGUCCUGAUAUUAUCGAAUAGGAUUAAAAUAGGAUUAAAUAAGUAAUGAUUAAUCUAAUAGGAAAUGCAUUCAAAUUCACUUAAGAAGGAUACAUCUCAUUGAGGGUAGAUCUAGUGGAAGAGUUAGUUAUUGAAAUUUGCAUAACUGAUUCAGGAAUAGGAGUGUAGGAGUAGGAUAAAGAGAUGUUAAUGAAGGCUUUUGGGAAGAUAAACUCUGAGGAGAGCAAGAAGUUAAAUGCUCAAGGAGUCGGCUUAGGAUUAGUGAUUAGUAAUAAAAUAGCAUAGCAAUUGGGAGAUGGUCUCAGAUUUGAUUCAAUUUAUCAUAAGGGAUCAAGUUUUUCAUUUACAAUCCAACUUCAAGAACUUUAGAGUCAGGAAUCAGAAAAAGUUAGAUCCAUCAAUAAUAAUAAGCAAUCAAUUUUGAGUGAUAGUGAAAUGAUAGAGAAUCUAAACGAAGAUGAAGAAAGCUCAAAAGAGAUCUAGAUCAUUGUGACCCAACCAAAAAAACAAAUUAAUAGUUCUGUUGAGUGUUGCUCUAAAAUAUUAAUAGUGGAUGAUACUUAAUUCAAUAUUGAUGCUUUGCAAAUGCUAUUGUUAAGAAUAGGUGUUAAAUAAAUUGAUUAUUCAAUUAAUGGAUACAAAGCCAUAGAAAAAAUCAAAUUAAAAGAAAAAUGCAAUUAUUGUAAUUCAAAUAUGUAUGGUUUAAUAUUCAUGGAUCUAGAAAUGCUUGGAAUCAAUGGUAUCAAUGCAUCUAAACAUAUAUUUUCAUAUUGUGAAGAAAAAGAUUUAAAAUCUCCUAUCAUUGUGGCUUGUUCCGCCUAUCAAAAGGAAAUGGAAUUUCCAAAGUGUUAAUAAGUUGGGAUGAAAUUUUAUUUAGAAAAACCUGUUGAAAUGAAAUAGCUAUAAUCUAUUAUCGAUUAUUACAAAAGCACAAUUUGA
Molecule: messenger RNA, 2118 nt
Organism: Paramecium tetraurelia
Lineage: Eukaryota; Ciliophora; Oligohymenophorea; Peniculida; Parameciidae
Exons: 3
Biological process (GO): phosphorelay signal transduction system; phosphorylation
Molecular function (GO): phosphorelay sensor kinase activity
Source: RefSeq, a predicted model, not a curated record